Meira miltonrushii is the source of this 466-nucleotide messenger RNA. RefSeq lists its product as uncharacterized. Bases 1 to 345 code for a protein of 114 amino acids. NCBI's taxonomy places the organism in Eukaryota, Fungi, Basidiomycota, Exobasidiomycetes, Exobasidiales, Brachybasidiaceae. The record is from RefSeq and is a predicted model, not a curated record. The transcript has 2 exons.
AUGGCAGAAGUUUUACCAAUUCAAAAUGUGGUAGAUGCAGCAACGGCAAAAAUUCAUUCGGCUUCUGCGAUGAUUAAUCCUGCUGGAACGACAACGACGACUACGAAUACGAAUGCAGCAUUGGCCAAUCCACUUCCGUCUACGAAUACGUCUAAUCGAUUAGGCCGUUCGGCAAAACAAACAAGCAAUUCAAACGCAAAAGCAGCACAACCGGUCAGAAAAGUACGAUUGAAAUCUUAUUUGAUGACAAUCAACGAAUAUGGGUCCGUUCUGACUCUCAAUUCAAAUGCCAAUGCCGUAACAAUCAUUCAAGGCGUUUUUCACUGCACGCCUUCGGGCCUGUAAUACAAACGCCAUUCGAUGUCUGUGUGUUUCGUUGCGCCCCUUUUUCCCAUGUCAAAAUGACGUACGAUCGGUAUGCUUUGAUAUACAAACAUUAUGAAGGCGGGCGUAGAAUAUGAAGAGG